AUGAGUAAGAUUAAUCGAUACAAAAGGUUCUUAGGAUUUCAUCAUUGCCAGGCUAAUGUCAAUGGUAAGAUCUGGUGCUUCUGGAACUACUUGGAUCACAUUGAGGUAUUGGUUAACAGUGAACAACAUAUUACUCACAACAUGAAAGAAAAUGUUGCAGACUCAGGAACCUUCAUUACAGCAGUAUAUGCCAAAUGUACUACUAGUGAAAAAAGAGAUCUGUGGGAUAGUAUUCAUAACAUGAACAACACUAUUGAUGGCCCUUGGUGUAUUGGUGGUGACUUCAACAUUAUCAUGGAUCCGACUGAAAAACUAGGUGGUAAUCCUCAUCGAGCAUACAGAAGUCUGGAUUUUAUUAGCACUAUGGAAUCUUGUGGAUUAAUGGACAUUGGAUUCACUGGCCCAAGAUACACUUGGUGCAACAAUAGAAGACCUAGCAAAAGAAUUUGGAAGAGACUGGACAAGAUUAUGAUCAAUGAGCAAUGGGCUCAACACUUCCAAAAUAACACUGUGAAGCAUUUGGUAAGGAAUGGUUCUGAUCAUAGACCCCUUCUUUUGAAAUGUCACAACGACCAACAUCAGCACAUCAAAUACUUCAGAUUCCUCAACUUCUGGACCACUCAACCUGUCUUUCUAGAUAUGGUUCAGGAGAUUUGGAAUACCAAUAUUCAAGGUAAUGCUAUGUGGAGGCUCAAAAGUAAGCUGAAACUUCUUGCUAAGCAUCUCAGUCAAUGGUCAAGGGAAAACAUAGGGGACAUUCAUGAACAAGUAAGUUCCUGGGAAGCUAAGGUGCAAAUCCUAGAAGAAAUGGAUAUGCAAAAUAACAAUGAGCAAGGAAGAGAAGAGCUAAACAGAGGCUAUGCUGAAUACGCUAGAUGGCUGGGAAUGCAAGAAUCCUUGAUGAAACAGAAAGCUAAGAUUAAUUGGUUCAAGGAUGGUGACUGCAACACUAGCUAUUUUCAUAGUAUUCUGAGAGACAGAAGAAGAAGACUUCAACUACACAGAAUGAAGAAUCAUAGAGAUAGGUGGAUACAAGGAGAGGAUAAAAUUGCUAAGGCCGCUGUCAAGCACUUUAAGAGUUUCUUCAAUCUCAACCAGCAGCCUAGUGUGAGCAAUGAUAUGCUGAAUUGCAUCCCUAACCUUACUACAGAGGAAAACAAUGAAAGGUUGACUAUCAUGCCUUUAGAAGAGGAAAUCAAAGAUACUGUUUUCAGUAUGAGCAUUGAAAGUUCUGCUGGACCUGAUGGCUUUAAUAGGAAAUUUUUUCAGGCUACAUGGGAUAUCAUCAAGCAGGACAUCAUUGAGAUUGUCAGGGAUUUAUUUAAAGGGAAUAACCUCACUAAAUUUUACUCACACACCUGCAAUGCCCUUAUCCCUAAGGUGGAAUCUCCGUCCAGAUUUGAAGAACUCAGACCCAUUAGUUUGGUGCAACUACACUAG
This is a messenger RNA of Nicotiana attenuata, 1440 nucleotides long. RefSeq lists its product as uncharacterized. The coding region runs from base 1 to 1440 and encodes 479 amino acids. The transcript has a single exon. The record is from RefSeq and is a predicted model, not a curated record. Lineage: Eukaryota; Viridiplantae; Streptophyta; Magnoliopsida; Solanales; Solanaceae.